AUAAAAUUAAAAGAAGAAGUGCGUGACGUCAGCUGAGCGCGGUCGGUGUCCGUAUGUCUCCCGCUGCUGCGUGUCUCGGUGUUCUGUGCGGGUUACCGGCGGCCGGUAAAUCCCGUCUGGCUCGGGAGCUGCGGGGUCGCACACAGACGCGCGGAUGGAGGACGCUGCUCGUGACGUAUGACGAACUGAUACCAGCGCGCGACUGGCAGGAGUCUGAAUGGAAGCAGCACAGGAAGACGGUUCUGAUGUGUCUGGAGAGAUUCCUUCAUCAGACUCUCUCCGAUCAGACUCACACGCUCUCCGAUCAGACUCAUACGCUCUCCUAUCAGACUCAGACUCAUACGCUCUCCGAUCAGACUCAGACUCCCACACUCUCUGAUCAGACUCAGACUCCCACACUCUCUAAUCAGACUCACACGCUCUCCGAUCAGACUCAUAAACUCUCCGAUCAGACUCACACGCUCUCUGAUCAGACUCAGACUCCCACACUCUCUGAUCAGACUCAGACUCCCACACACUCUAAUCAGACUCACACGCUCUCCGAUCAGACUCAGACUCCCACACUCUCUAAUCAGACUCACACGCUCUCCGAUCAGACUCAUAAACUCUCCGAUCAGACUCAAACGCUCUCCGAUCAGACUCAUAAACUCUCCGAUCAGACUCAAACUCCCACACUCUCUAAUCAGACUCACAUGCUCUCCGAUCAGACUCAUAAACUCUCCGAUCAGACUCACACGCUCUCCGAUCAGACUCAAACUCCCACACGCUCUAAUCAGACUCACACGCUCUCCGAUCAGACUCAUACUCAUUCACACACACACACACACACACUCACACACACACUCUCACACACACUCUCACGC
Molecule: messenger RNA, 863 nt
Organism: Sinocyclocheilus rhinocerous
Lineage: Eukaryota; Metazoa; Chordata; Actinopteri; Cypriniformes; Cyprinidae
Exons: 2
Molecular function (GO): tRNA binding; kinase activity
Source: RefSeq, a predicted model, not a curated record